CCCUUUUCUCCUCUCUCUCUCUCUUCUCUUUCUCUCUCUAGAAGUGUGAAAAUGUUGGUUGGAGAAGAGUACUGAUUAUCAUCGUCGUCGUUGAAAUACCUCUCUUGUGUUGUUGAGUUUGUAGAAGUUGUGACUCUGUGGUCUCUGUAGAUAGCGCGAAACGCAGAGCUUUCUUUUUGGGUUUCUUGCUCUUUCUCUCUUUCUGGUUCAUAUUUAUCACAGACUCUCUCACCUUGGCUACCAUAAAGGUUCUAAUCUCCACAUACGCGUUCAUUGCUGCGCAAAACCCAGAUGGUGAAAUGCCCUUUUAUGAUAAACGGUGUGAUCUCUCUCGCUUAGCUCGCCACCGACUCACUAUUUUCAAUCGUCUUAUUCACCAAGUUGCCGUAUUCGAUAAUGGGUAUCGAGCUUUUGCUUCAUAGAAUCUCGUCUUCGUCGCCGGAACCACAAACGCCGAUUGCCUUUUUCAGCUCGUUACAAGGGUUUCCCAUUUUGGAGCUCGCUUCAAUUUGCAUCAAUCUCACACUACUUCUCGUUUUCCUAUUCAUCGUCUCCGCCAGGAAGAUUUUUGUCUGCGCGGGUCGAAUUCGGCUGCUUAAGGAUGAUUCGACUGCGAAUGGCAACCCAAUUCAGCGCAACAGUGGAGUCGACGGAGAAACUGGAGAUGUUACGAUCGGUACGGACUUCAAAAUCUCCGUUUCCUGCUGCUUCUUUGUGUUGUUUGUUCAGGUUGUGGUGCUAGGGUUUGAUGGGGUUGGUUUAAUAAGAGAGUCCGUGAAUGGAAAGCUUGUGAAUUGGUCUGUGAUUUGGUUACCGGCUGCACAAGGCUUAGCUUGGUUUGUCUUGAGCUUUUCAGCUCUGCAUUGUAAGUUCAAGGUGUCUGAGAAAUUCCCAUUGUUGCUAAGGGUAUGGUGGUCUCUGUCGUUUGUGGUAUGUUUAUGUACGUUAUACUUUGAUGCUAGAGGUUUUCUAAUCGAUGGCUCAAAACCGCUGCCUUCUCAUGCCGUGGCAAAUUUGGCCUCAACCCCAGCUCUAGCUUUUCUUUGCUUCGUUGCUAUUAGAGGUAGUACAGGCAUUCAAGUUUGCAGAAACUCUGAUCUUCAGCAGCCGUUGCUCAUGGAAGAAGAAGCAGGGUGUCUAAAGGUUACUCCGUACGGUGAUGCUGGGCUGUUUAGCUUGGCCACACUUUCAUGGCUGAAUCCUCUUCUGUCAAUUGGAGCAAAGAGACCGCUGGAGCUCAAGGACAUUCCCCUCCUUGCGCCAAAGGAUCGAGCCAAGACUAACUAUAAAGUUUUGAAUUCAAACUGGGAGAAACUGAAGGCUGAAAAUCCAUCAAAACAGCCAUCUUUAGCAUGGGCAAUUCUCAAAUCAUUUUGGAAAGAAGCAGCUUGCAAUGCCAUCUUCGCCGGCUUGAAUACUCUUGUUUCGUAUGUGGGUCCGUACAUGAUUAGCUAUUUCGUUGAUUACUUGGGAGGGAAAGAGACUGUUGCUCAUGAAGGGUACAUCCUUGCUGGAACGUUCUUUGCAGCAAAGCUGGUGGAGACCUUAACAACAAGGCAAUGGUAUCUUGGGGUGGAUAUUCUGGGAAUGCACGUCAGGUCAGCUCUGACAGCAAUGGUGUACCGAAAGGGGCUCAGACUCUCAAGCACUGCCAAGCAAAACCACACCAGCGGAGAGAUAGUGAACUACAUGGCAGUAGAUGUACAGAGGGUGGGGGACUACUCUUGGUAUCUCCAUGACAUAUGGAUGCUUCCAAUGCAAAUCAUUCUAGCUCUUGCAAUUUUGUACAAGAACGUGGGCAUUGCUUCUGUCGCUACAUUGAUUGCAACCAUUAUAUCCAUAGUUGUUACUGUUCCACUGGCCAAAGUACAGGAAGAAUAUCAAGACAAGUUGAUGACUGCCAAGGAUGAAAGGAUGAGAAAAACUUCCGAGUGUCUAAGAAACAUGAGGAUUCUCAAGUUGCAAGCUUGGGAGGAUAGGUACCGGUUGAAGUUAGAGGAGAUGCGAGGUGUGGAGUUCAAGUGGCUGCGCAGAGCGCUCUACUCGCAAGCUUUUAUUACAUUCAUCUUCUGGAGCUCUCCCAUAUUUGUUUCAGCUAUCACUUUCGGUACUGCCAUAUUGUUAGGUGGUCAGCUGACUGCUGGUGGUGUCCUUUCUGCUCUGGCCACUUUCAGGAUACUUCAAGAACCACUUAGGAAUUUUCCUGAUUUGGUGUCAAUGAUGGCUCAGACAAAAGUUUCUCUUGAUCGAAUUUCUGGGUUCCUACAGGAAGAAGAAUUGCAGGAAAAUGCAACCAUUACCCUUCCCCGAGGUAUGACAAACACCACCAUAGAAAUUAAAGAUGGCAUGUUCAGUUGGGAUCCUAUCUCUUCGAGGCCAACAUUAUCAGGAAUACAAAUGAAAGUAGAGAGAGGAAUGCGUGUGGCUGUAUGUGGAAUGGUGGGCUCUGGGAAAUCAAGCUUUCUUUCUUGUAUCCUCGGAGAAAUCCCAAAAAUCUCUGGCGAAGUAAAAAUAUGUGGCAGUGCUGCCUAUGUUCCUCAGUCUGCAUGGAUACAGUCUGGAAAUAUAGAGGAGAAUAUUCUUUUUGGCAGCCCAAUGGAGAAACCAAAAUACAAGAAUGUUCUCCAUGCUUGUUCAUUAAAAAAAGAUCUUGAACUUUUUUCACAUGGAGAUCAGACCAUAAUUGGUGAUAGGGGUAUAAAUUUGAGUGGUGGUCAGAAGCAACGGGUGCAGCUUGCUAGAGCACUCUAUCAAGAUGCUGACAUUUAUUUACUUGAUGAUCCCUUUAGUGCAGUUGAUGCACACACUGGCUCAGACUUGUUUAAGGAAUAUAUUUUGACAGCAUUAGCAGAUAAAACUGUUAUUUUUGUGACUCAUCAAGUUGAAUUUCUGCCUGCUGCUGAUUUGAUCCUGGUUCUUAAAGAAGGGCGCAUCAUACAGGCAGGAAAGUAUGAUGAUCUUCUACAAGCAGGAACAGAUUUUAACACAUUGGUCUGUGCUCAUCACGACGCAAUUGAAGCCAUGGAUAUCCCAAAUCACUCAUCAGAGGAUUCAGAUGAAAAUGUGUCUCAAAAUGCAUCUAUUUCAGAUGGUAAAAAACUUGAUCCAGACGGAAGUAGCAUUGACAAUUUGGCAAAGGAAGUCCAAGAGGGUGUAUCUGCUGCUGAGCAGAAAGCAAUUAAAGAGAAAAAGAAAGCAAAACGCUCUAGAAAAAAGCAGCUUGUGCAGGAAGAGGAGAGAGUUAGAGGAAGAGUUAGCAUGAAGGUCUAUCUGUCGUACAUGGCUGCAGCAUAUAAAGGGUUAUUGAUUCCACUUAUAAUUAUUGCCCAAACGUUGUUUCAGUUCCUUCAGAUUGCCAGUAAUUGGUGGAUGGCAUGGGCAAAUCCUCAAACAGAAGGAGACAAUCCUAAAGUGAGUCCUAUGGUACUUAUUCUUGUAUACAUGGCGCUCGCUUUUGGGAGCUCCUGGUUUAUAUUUGUUAGAGCUGUUCUGGUAGCUACAUUUGGUCUAGCAGCUGCGCAAAAAUUGUUUCUGCAGAUGCUUAGAAGCGUAUUUAGAGCACCGAUGUCUUUCUUUGACUCUACUCCUGCUGGAAGAAUCUUGAAUCGUGUGUCUAUUGACCAAAGUGUAGUGGAUCUUGAUAUUCCUUUUAGACUUGGUGGGUUUGCUUCUACUACUAUACAACUUAUUGGCAUCGUUGGUGUAAUGACAACAGUUACUUGGCAAGUUUUGCUUCUUGUCAUUCCUAUGGCUAUUGCUUGCCUUUGGAUGCAGAAAUACUACAUGGCUUCAUCAAGGGAGCUGGUUCGCAUUGUUAGCAUCCAGAAAUCUCCAGUAUUCCAUCUUUUCGGUGAGUCAAUUGCUGGAGCAGCAACAAUACGAGGCUUCGGACAAGAAAAAAGAUUCGUGAAGAGGAACCUUUAUCUUCUUGAUUGUUUUGCUCGUCCAUUCUUCUGCAGUCUUGCUGCUAUAGAAUGGUUAUGCCUGCGCAUGGAACUACUCUCCACCUUUGUCUUUGCUUUCUGCAUGAUUUUGCUCGUGAGCUUUCCUCAAGGAACUAUCGAUCCAAGCAUGGCAGGUCUUGCUGUUACUUAUGGCCUUAAUUUAAAUGCACGACUCUCGCGUUGGAUACUUAGCUUUUGCAAGCUUGAAAAUAAAAUUAUUUCGAUAGAAAGAAUAUACCAAUACAGUCAAAUUCCAGGAGAAGCUCCACCAAUUAUUGAGGAUUCUCGUCCUCCAACUUCGUGGCCAGAGAAUGGAACGAUUGAUCUGAUUGAUUUAAAGGUUCGUUACAAGGAGAACCUUCCUGUGGUGCUUCAUGGUGUAAGCUGCAAUUUCCCUGGUGGAAAGAAGAUCGGAAUUGUUGGACGAACGGGAAGUGGUAAAUCUACUUUGAUUCAGGCAUUAUUUCGACUGCUCGAACCAGAAUGUGGGAAGAUCAUAAUAGACGGUAUUGAUAUUUCUAAAAUUGGGCUGCAUGAUCUUCGUAGUCGUCUUGGCAUCAUACCCCAGGAUCCUACCUUGUUUGAAGGGACUAUUAGGAACAAUCUCGAUCCCCUUGAAGAGCAUUCAGAUCAUGAAAUUUGGCAGGCGCUCGACAAAUCCCAGUUAGGAGACAUAAUCCGCGAGAAAGAGCAUAAACUCGAUUCACCAGUGCUCGAAAAUGGAGAUAACUGGAGUGUAGGACAGCGACAACUAGUUUCCCUAGGCCGUGCUCUGCUUAAACAGGCAAAGAUACUGGUGCUUGAUGAGGCAACAGCAUCAGUUGACACGGCCACGGAUAAUCUGAUACAGAAAAUUUUACGAACAGAGUUUAAGGAUUGCACCGUAUGCACCAUUGCACAUCGUAUCCCAACUGUUAUCGACAGUGAUCUUGUUCUGGUUCUCAGUGAUGGUCGAGUUGCAGAGUUUGAUACUCCUAUCAAACUACUAGAGGAUAAGUCAUCCAUGUUUCUGAAAUUGGUAACCGAAUAUUCAUCACGUUCGAGUGGCAUGCCAGAUUUUUAGAAUAAAUGGCAUGUCAAAUCGCCAGCAAACCGAAGGCCGGGGGUUUGAGCAGAGCAACCAAUCGUUAUCAGACGUGGCUGCAGCUGCAUUCGGCAAGUUGAAAGACAAACGGGGAAGGACAAAGGUGUGUGUCCUGUUAUGAAAAGAAAAUCCCAUUGAAUAAUUAGUUUCUACUUCCGAAAUGAAGAGGGGUAAAUUCAUCCCUAGUAGAAACUUUGAGUUCAUUCAAGGUUGGUAUACUUUUCUUUUUCCUUUUUCUUUAUAAAACGGGUAAAUAAGAUGGGUUGGUGGAGGUUGGUAAUAAAGCCACAGGAGAGAGAGAAAGAGAGCUGUUUUGUCAAAUAAUGUAGUGUUUAGGUUGAUGCAAGAAGUUCUUAUUCAGUUAGGAGUACUUGUAGAGCUGAAAUUAGUCAAGAAAAACUCAAAUGGUUUGUUCUGCAGUUUCUAGUUUUAGAGACUUUGCUCCCUUCUUGUUAGGCCUUUUUUUUUUCUUUUUUUCUUUUUUAACCUUCAUGGAAUAAUAAACUUCUUUGUAAGCUCAAUUGUAAAGAGACUUUACCUCUACCCUUAAUCCACAUCCCCAUGUUUUCAUUCAUGGGGAAAUUUUUGUAGGAA
Humulus lupulus (European hop) is the source of this 5622-nucleotide messenger RNA. RefSeq names its product ABC transporter C family member 5. The transcript has 12 exons. Gene Ontology annotation, biological process: transmembrane transport. Gene Ontology annotation, cellular component: vacuolar membrane; plant-type vacuole. Lineage: Eukaryota; Viridiplantae; Streptophyta; Magnoliopsida; Rosales; Cannabaceae. The coding region runs from base 397 to 5007 and encodes 1536 amino acids. The record is from RefSeq and is a predicted model, not a curated record. Gene Ontology annotation, molecular function: ATP binding; ATP hydrolysis activity; ABC-type transporter activity.